GCGGAGCCUCGAGAGGAGGCGGACGGCGGGCACUUGGCGCGCAGGCGCAGUCGCUGCGCUAGAUAGCAUCGGAUAGCCGCGGCGGGGAGAGAGCAGCAUCAGCAUCAGCCAACAGGACAGCAAGGAAUCUGAUAAGAGUUAAACAUGUGCAAUUCUUCUAAAUAUAUUUCAUAUUCAACUUGCUGAGCUAGAAAAGCAGAUCAAAAAGGGGAAAAACAUGAGAAAGAAGAAAAAAACAAAGGAAGCAAACAACAACAAAAAAAGCAUUCAUCUGAUAAGGGCUCUCCAGGGAUUUGUGACUUCCAUAUUCCAAAAGAGUUAAGAACUCCCGGACUAGAGGUACUUUCUCCUGUGGUCUGCCAGGUCCCGGCCCAAAUCUGGAAGGUCCCUUUGAAGAGAUGGCCCUCGUGAAGGCCGGUUGGCUCUGGAGGCAGAGCUCCAUUCUUCGCCGGUGGAAGCGGAACUGGUUCGCCCUGUGGCUGGAUGGCACCCUGGGCUACUACAAGGAUGAUAGCCUGGAAGAGGAAGAGGACCGAGUGCUGAUCCGAUUCAACUGCCGAGAAGUAAAGACCGGACAGGAGUGCCCAGAGGUACAGCUCCCUGAGGGCCGGAACCGGGACUCCCUCCUGAUGGUGUACCUGAGGGACGGCCCCCGCCUGACACUCUGUGCUGAGACUAAGGAUGAAGCUUUAGCAUGGAAGGCUGCCCUUCUAGAAGCAAACUCCACUCCGGUACGCAUCUAUGACCCCUAUGAUGACUAUUACCAGAUGGUGCCACCCAAUGCCCAUGAUGCCACCUACAUCCGCACUGGCUACUACGGCCCCCCCUAUGGAGCUCCAGGAGUGACCCACGUCAUCCUGCGUGACUCACCCUACUAUGGCCGAGAUACUGGGGGCGAGCUAGCUAUGGGAAUGUUGGCUGGAGCUGCCACAGGUGCCGCCCUGGGUUCCCUCAUGUGGAUGCCCUGCUGGUUCUGAGUCCACAUACCCAGGAGCACCUGACGAUUCUCCCCACCAUUGGACAGAGAUCCUGGCCUUAGCCCUCAUUAGGUGCCUAUCUAUCUAUGGCACAAACUUCUCUUUGAUGGUCCUGUCCUGAUCUCCCAGAAUCCUAAGGACUGGGUUUCUCCCUCAGCCUUUGCUCUGUUCAAGUUCUGUUAUCUCUAGUCUCUCCAAUGUCCAUGCCCUUCUGUGCCCCAACUAUAGAAUAGAUAUAAGAUAUCUUGACCCUCCCAGUGAUUCCCCCAUCCACAGCUGGGUCUAGAGGUCUGAAUAUUUUUUUCAUCCAUUCCCAUCACACACACACACAUACACACACACAC
Antechinus flavipes (yellow-footed antechinus) is the source of this 1321-nucleotide messenger RNA. RefSeq names its product pleckstrin homology domain containing B1 (gene PLEKHB1). Gene Ontology annotation, cellular component: membrane. The transcript has 8 exons. Gene Ontology annotation, biological process: regulation of cell differentiation. Bases 399 to 977 code for a protein of 192 amino acids. NCBI's taxonomy places the organism in Eukaryota, Metazoa, Chordata, Mammalia, Dasyuromorphia, Dasyuridae. The record is from RefSeq and is a predicted model, not a curated record.